GGUGUUUCGUUGUACAUAAGCAGCCUCAGCAGCUGGAUAUAGGAUUCUUGAUUGAUGAUUAUUUUCUUUGAGCACCUUGAAUAUAUUAUCCUGUUAUCUUCUGGCUUCCAUUGUUUCUGAUAAGAAGCAGGCUGUUAAUGUUAUUGGAGUUCCCUUGUAGGUCACAGUUGUUUUUCUCUUACUGGUUUCAAGAUUUUCUCCCAGUGUUUGGCUGUUCGUAUUUUUAUGAUGAUGUGACUAUUGGGGAAUUACUAUUUUUUUUAUCCUACUUGGAAUUCAUACAUCUUCCUCGAUGUGUUGACUAAUUUCUUUCAAUACAUUUGGAAAGUUUUCAGUCAUUAUUUCUUUGAAUAUGUUUUCUAUUUGUUUAUCUCUUUCCUUUCCUUCUGGUACUCCCAUUACACAUAUGUUGGUACACUUGAUGGUGUCCCACAUUUCUCUGAGGUUCUGUACAUUUUUCUUCAUUCUUUUUUCUCCCUCUUCUUUGAAUUGCAUAAUCUCUGUUUAUUUUCAAGUUUUCAAAUUCUUUCUCCUGUUAGUUCAUAGCUACUGUUGAGUCUAUCUAGUGAAUUUUUCCUUUUCAGUUAUUGUACUUUUCCACUCCAGAAUAUCCACUUGGUUCUUUUUUAUAAUUUCUAUCUUUUUAUUGAUAUUGUCUAUUUUAUGUGGCGUUGUCAUCAUACCUUACUUAAUUCUUUAAUCAUGGUUUCCUUUUGUUCUUUGAGUAUAUUUAUAACAAUUACUUUGAAGUCUGUUAAAUCUUACAUCUAGUCACUCUCAAAGUUAGUUUCUGUUGCCUACUUUUUUACCAGUGUCUGCAUCAUACUUUCCUAUUUCUUAGUAUGUCUGGUAAUUUGUUGGAAACUAGACAUUUUAGAUAAUGCAUUGUAGCAGUUCUGGAUACAGAGAGGCUUACUUUGAGUGUUGUGAUUAUUUUAUUAAAAUGAGAUUUCAGUCAUAUUAUUCUACAGUAGUUAAUGUUCAUGAGAAAUGUAAUAGUUUUCUUUACUAAUGUUUUUAUGAUUUCUAAGAGAUCUAAUCUUUGCCAGUGGAACAAGCCUUGUUAAGUUGCAUUAUGUUCUGUAAUUAAAUUCAUUUGAAAAUAGAAUCCACCUUACUGAAAAUUACUAGACAGCUGACUUUGGUUACUCCAUUGGUUCUAGGGGGAGAGAGUUGACAGGGAAAGGUACUUGUUAUGUAGAUCCUGACAGAGGCACUUACUGUUUAGCAGUGAAAGUGCUUUGAAUUAUGUAACUUAUUUUCUGAUGUUUUUCUGCACUUGUAAGCACAUUAGCAUUUUUAGAAGCAGAGAAGAAGGAUGGCAGGUGCCUUAGUGUCAGUCAAAUGUGUUGGUUAAAUCAGAAAUAGAAUUUAUAGUUUAUUCUUAGGUAGCUCUUUAUGACAGAGUGAUUGGUUACUUUUGGAAUAAAGAUUACCAUUAAUUCAUGUUUAGGGUUAGUUUUAUCUUCUGGUAUAGGCUAUUUUUAUUUUUACUUCAUUUAUUUCAUUUUGAUAAAGUUUCAUUCUUAUGUCCUUCUUCCUCCUUCCCCUGGGCCUCUGAGCCAGCAGAGCACAGAUAAGAGGCAUACUUAGCUAGCUUUGAGACUUAAUAUUAGAGGAGCCCUCCUCACCCAUGGCCUGUCCUUUAUUUGAAUGGAAUUAUAUGAUAUUUAAAUUUUUGAAAAAAUAUUCUAGCUUGUUUAACCUGUUGAAUUUAAUAAACAUAAUAUUUAAUCUUUUCAGAGGUCGAAACAGUAGCAAAGGACUGCCUCAAUCUGCGAUUUCAUUUGAUGGAAUCUAUGCAAAUAUGAGGAUGGUUCAUAUACUUACGUCAGUUGUUGGAUCCAAAUGUGAAGUACAAGUGAAAAACGGAGGUAUAUAUGAAGGAGUUUUUAAAACAUACAGUCCUAAGUGUGAUUUGGUACUUGAUGCUGCACAUGAGAAAAGUACAGAAUCCAGUUCGGGGCCAAAACGUGAAGAAAUAAUGGAGAGUAUUUUAUUCAAGUGUUCAGACUUUGUUGUGGUACAGUUUAAAGACAUGGACUCCAGUUACGCAAGAAGAGAUGCUUUCACUGACUCUGCGAUCAGUGCUAAAGUGAAUGGUGAACACAAAGAGAAAGACCUGGAGCCUUGGGAUGCAGGCGAACUCACUACCACUGAGGAACUGGAGGCUUUGGAGAACGAUGUAUCUAAUGGAUGGGAUCCCAAUGAUAUGUUUCGAUAUAAUGAAGAAAAUUAUGGUGUAGUGUCUACAUAUGAUAGCAGUUUAUCUUCAUAUACGGUGCCCUUAGAAAGGGAUAACUCAGAAGAAUUUUUAAAACGAGAAGCAAGGGCAAACCAGUUAGCAGAAGAAAUUGAAUCAAGUGCCCAGUACAAAGCCCGGGUGGCCCUGGAAAAUGAUGAUAGGAGCGAGGAAGAAAAAUACACAGCAGUUCAGAGAAAUUCCAGUGAACGUGAGGGGCACAGCAUAAACACUAGGGAAAAUAAAUAUAUUCCUCCUGGACAAAGAAAUAGAGAAGUCAUAUCCUGGGGAAGUGGGAGACAGAAUUCACCACGUAUGGGCCAGCCAGGAUCGGGCUCCGUGCCAUCAAGAUCCACCUCUCACACUUCAGAUUUCAACCCAAAUUCUGGUUCAGACCAAAGAGUAGUUAAUGGAGGUGUUCCCUGGCCAUCGCCUUGCCCAUCUCCUUCCUCUCGCCCACCUUCUCGCUACCAGUCAGGUCCCAACUCUCUUCCACCUCGGGCAGCCACCCCUACACGGCCGCCCUCCAGGCCCCCCUCGCGGCCAUCCAGACCCCCGUCUCACCCCUCUGCUCAUGGUUCUCCAGCUCCUGUCUCUACUAUGCCUAAACGCAUGUCUUCAGAAGGGCCUCCAAGGAUGUCCCCAAAGGCUCAGCGACACCCUCGAAAUCACAGAGUUUCUGCUGGGAGGGGUUCCAUUUCCAGUGGCCUAGAAUUUGUAUCCCACAACCCACCCACUGAAGCAGCUACUCCUCCAGUGGCAAGGACCAGCCCUGCGGGGGGAACAUGGUCGUCAGUAGUCAGUGGGGUUCCAAGGUUAUCCCCUAAAACUCACAGACCCAGGUCUCCCAGACAGAACAGUAUUGGAAGUACUCCCAGUGGGCCAGUUCUUGCUUCUCCCCAAGCUGGUAUUAUUCCGACAGAAGCUGUUGCUAUGCCUGUUCCAGCUGCAUCUCCUACGCCUGCUAGUCCUGCAUCCAACAGAGCUGUCACCCCAUCUACUGAGGCUAAAGAUUCCAGGCUUCAAGAUCAGAGGCAGAACUCUCCUGCAGGGAAUAAAGAAAAUAUUAAGCCCAGUGAGACAUCACCUAGUUUUUCAAAAGCUGAAAAUAAAGGUGUAUCACCAAUCGUUUCUGAACAUAGAAAGCAGAUUGAUGAUUUAAAGAAAUUUAAGAAUGAUUUUAGGUUACAGCCAAGUUCGACUUCUGAUUCUGUGGAUCAACUGCUAAACAAAAACAGAGAGGGAGAAAAAUCAAGAGAUUUGAUCAAAGACAAAAUUGAACCAAGUACUAAGGAUUCUUUCAUUGAGAAUAGCAGCAGCAACUGCACCAGUGGCAGCAGCAAGCCCAACAGCCCCAGUAUUUCCCCCUCGAUACUCAGUAACUCAGAGCACAAGAGAGGACCAGAGGUCACGUCCCAAGGGGUUCAGACUUCCAGUCCAGGAUGUAAACCAGAGAAGGAUGAUAAGGAGGAGAAGAAAGAUGCAGCUGAGCAAGUUAGGAAAUCCACACUGAAUCCCAAUGCAAAGGAGUUCAACCCUCGUUCCUUUUCUCAGCCAAAGCCUUCUACCACCCCAACUUCGCCUCGGCCUCAAGCACAACCGAGCCCGUCUAUGGUGGGUCACCAGCAGCCAACUCCAGUUUAUACUCAGCCCGUUUGUUUUGCACCAAACAUGAUGUAUCCAGUCCCAGUGAGCCCAGGCGUGCAACCUUUAUACCCAAUACCCAUGACGCCCAUGCCAGUGAACCAAGCCAAGACAUAUAGAGCAGGUAAAGUACCAAAUAUGCCCCAACAGCGGCAAGACCAGCAUCAUCAGAGCACCAUGAUGCACCCAGCCUCUGCAGCAGGCCCACCCAUUGUAGCCACCCCUCCAGCUUAUUCCACACAAUACGUUGCCUAUAGUCCUCAGCAGUUUCCAAACCAGCCCCUUGUUCAGCAUGUGCCACAUUAUCAAUCUCAGCAUCCUCAUGUCUAUAGUCCUGUAAUACAGGGUAAUGCUAGAAUGAUGGCACCUCCAACUCAUGCCCAGCCUGGUUUAGUACCUUCUUCAGCAACUCAGUUCGGGGCUCAUGAGCAGACGCAUGCGAUGUAUGCAUGUCCCAAAUUACCAUACAACAAGGAGACAAGCCCUUCUUUCUACUUUGCCAUUUCCACUGGCUCCCUUGCUCAGCAGUAUGCGCACCCCAACGCUACCCUGCACCCACAUACUCCACAUCCUCAGCCUUCGGCUACCCCGACUGGACAGCAGCAAAGCCAACAUGGUGGAAGUCACCCUGCCCCCAGCCCUGUUCAGCACCAUCAGCACCAGGCGGCCCAGGCUCUCCAUCUGGCCAGUCCACAGCAGCAAUCAGCCAUCUACCACGCGGGGCUCGCGCCAACCCCACCCUCCAUGACACCUGCCUCCAACACGCAGUCGCCACAAAAUAGUUUCCCAACAGCACAACAAACCGUCUUUACGAUCCAUCCUUCUCAUGUUCAGCCGGCAUACACCAAUCCACCCCACAUGGCCCACGUACCUCAGGCUCAUGUACAGUCAGGAAUGGUUCCUUCUCAUCCAACUGCCCAUGCGCCAAUGAUGCUAAUGACGACACAGCCACCCGGCGGUCCCCAGGCCGCCCUCGCUCAAAGUGCACUACAGCCCAUUCCAGUCUCGACAACAGCGCAUUUCCCCUAUAUGACGCACCCUUCAGGUGAGGCGUGUGUGUGCAGGGGCCGCCGGGGCACCCAAAGCAUUCUGCUCGCACAGGGCGAAGGGCAGGCAGGGCCAGUGCUUCACCCCCCUCGUCGGAGAGCUAGCAAGACCCGUUCUAGUGCGCACAGUAGGGACUGUGACGGUCAGCUCAGUGUCAGGGCCCGAGGCUCCCGGAGCCUAGUCUGUGUUCUUUGGUCUCCAGGAUUUGGCUUGAUGAGAAACAGCAGCAGCAGUCUGGGUGGCUGGCGCAUGCCUAGGACUCAGUUGGCCUUCUUUGUAUGCUAGGCUGGACAGGGCGGCGUGUUCCGUCCUGAGGCCCAGCAGUCUGACGUGGGGGGUGUCAC
Molecule: messenger RNA, 5277 nt
Organism: Trichechus manatus latirostris (Florida manatee)
Lineage: Eukaryota; Metazoa; Chordata; Mammalia; Sirenia; Trichechidae
Gene: ATXN2
Product: ataxin 2
Exons: 23
Coding region: 1634-5218 (1194 amino acids)
Biological process (GO): cytoplasmic stress granule assembly
Cellular component (GO): cytoplasmic stress granule
Molecular function (GO): mRNA binding
Source: RefSeq, a predicted model, not a curated record